Messenger RNA from Brugia malayi, 2523 nucleotides. RefSeq lists its product as uncharacterized. Gene Ontology annotation, cellular component: signaling receptor complex. The transcript is spliced from 21 exons. Bases 1 to 2523 code for a protein of 840 amino acids. Lineage: Eukaryota; Metazoa; Nematoda; Chromadorea; Rhabditida; Onchocercidae. Gene Ontology annotation, biological process: cell surface receptor protein tyrosine kinase signaling pathway; positive regulation of kinase activity; multicellular organism development. Gene Ontology annotation, molecular function: transmembrane receptor protein tyrosine kinase activity; ATP binding. The record is from RefSeq and is a predicted model, not a curated record.
AUGUGCAAUGCAGAAGAAUACUUUUUGGCUCUAGAUGAACCUUUCCUGCUUCCAUCGAGUGCCAUUUAUCGUAUUAAUGAUAAGUUAGACGAUGCAUCCGACCUUUCAUCAAUAUACUCUAAUGAGCCCGAAUUAGCAGUUGGUGAUGGACAUGAUGCAGAUGAAUUAUUUAUGGAUGAUGCUGAAUUCGCUCGAAGACUUUAUAAGUUUGGUUUAGACACCAGUGGUCUUCCGUUACGAGAUGAUCUACUCUUCAAAACAUUCGACAAAGCUGCGAAUUUUACUCUAAAGAUGGAAGAACUUUCAUGGUGGAAAAAAUUCAAGGGAAUUAAAGCAAAACCAGUUCAAGUACCACACGUCGCACUUUGGGAUUAUUUCGGUGGUACAUCAUGUCUGGAUAUCAAUUGUACAGCGGGAGAUCAAAUCGACGUGCUCUGCGAAGAAUUUCAAGUUCGCGAAAUUGAUAGCGUAACAACAGACGGUCGAACAUUUUUACGACUCCCAAUGCAAUGGUCAUUGGGUCGGUGGAUUAGAAACAGAUCGUUUCAGUCAAACAUUGGAUUGAUACCAUCCUGUUGGCUUAUCAGUAAAAGUUUCUAUAAUGCAAAUAAAAGAUUAUUUUCUCAUCCAACAUGGUUUUUGGGAAUCUCUGAUCUUAACACUGCUUAUGAUUAUCUUCUAGAAGACCGUAGCUCUUACAGACCAGGAUUAUUUGUCAUCUUUUCACCAAUUUGGCUCAAUAUCGAUGCUCGUGAUCACCGACCUUAUAUCAUUCUUGUUAUGUGUUGCAAAAGCAAGAAUAUCCUGAAUGAAAUGAUAAAAGCUUAUACGAACCAAAUUAUAACAGCAAAAGGAGCUCUGAAUGACUUGAGUAUGCGGUUGACCUCUGUCCUACAUUCGCCCGUUAUCGAAGAUCAAGCACAAACCGAUUUACAAAAGAAAGAUAAUUCGAGGAAUGAUGCAUCAGCAGAAAAUUUAUCUGCAGACGUAUCAGCACUAUCUGGUUAUCAGGAAGUGUCCAAGGUGUUGUAUAAGAAACCAAUUAAGCAAGAACAUAAAGAUAGGAAUAAGCUUAACUCCGAAAAGGAGGAAAUCAAUUCAGAACAUAUUCAACAUGCAUCACUACCAUUCUACAUCAAGACCUACACAAUCCGUCGUAGUCGAAUUGGGCGCUACUUGUUGUUUAAUCGACAAUUUUCAACACUCUAUGACUUAGUCUACUACUACACAAACUACCAAUCACCAAUUCCACACAAACUCAACUAUGGACCUACAAAGAAGCAGCAAGUUAUUUAUUUCCACAAUGUCCCAGCACCAUUUACUUCACCAACUCGCGACAUUUAUGCAAUGACGAUGAAAAGUGAGCAAUGGGCAGCACGACACUUUGAUCAGAUAACAGAACCGACACUUCUGUCGCAAACGUUUUCGUUUAUUUCCCGUUCUGUUUUCGAUCCUUCCAAAAACUCACACAUGGAAUUUGCGCAUUCUAUACAACUUACUAGUGAUGCUAUCGAAGGAGCUCAAAAUUACAUGAAGCGUUCUAUGUCAAAGGAAAAUAUAGAAUCCCUAAAGGAUGAUAAUGCCCGAAUAUUCGGAAAUAGAAAGGACACGACUGCCGAUCCUGCUCCAAACGAUGACUCAAUAUUGAAGACGGACAUUGCCAUAGAAAUCGACAUUUCAAAUUUAAAAUAUUCUCCGGAAGACAUGCUGGGAUCUGGAGCAUUCGGUGCAGUGUAUCGUGGAAAACUAGAAACAGUCGAAGGAGAAGUAAAUGUCGCUAUUAAAAAAUUGAAAAUGGUUGUAAUAAGCCAUCCAAAUGUAACAAAAUUCUACGGCUUUUGUUACAAUGAAACGAAAGAGUAUGCAAUGCUUACAUUCGAACUUGUGGACAUCGGAUCGCUGGCUGACUUUAUGAAGGAACAUGAAUACAAUAUAUCGGCAAAUGAGCAUGUUGAUUUCCUUACACAAAUAGCGCGCGGCAUGGCACAUCUUCACUCACUCGAUCCACCAAUUGUACACGGUGACCUCGCUGCACGCAAUGUUCUAAUUCAUCAUCAUCCAAAAGACGAAACAAGAUACAUAUUGAAAAUAAGUGACUUUGGUUUAUCAAAAACGACUCGUCACGAAGCACACUUCUUCCCCGACGAUCCGCAUAAAAUACCUUUCAAAUGGUUGCCACCAGAAGUGUUACAUCGUCGAGAGCUAAGCACCAAAUCAGAUAUUUGGGCAUAUGCAAUACUCGCUACCGAAAUUUAUGGUGUUAUUGACCCAUAUGGAAUGCUGCCGAAUGAAAAAGUAUUGCCCUUCCUAAAAGAUGGUCAUCGGAUGGAGAAACCAUCGACGAUGCCUUAUUACAUCUACAAUAUUAUAUUACAAUGCUGGCGAAAACAGCCUGUAGAUAGACCAACCUUUAAUGAAAUUGUUCGUGAUUUAAUGCCGUAUUACAUCGAAUAUGAAAGUAGUCACAUCAUCAUGUUAACAUCCAGGAUAAUCGCCGAGUCCAUAAUGAAUAAAAAAGGUUAA